This is a messenger RNA of Eurytemora carolleeae, 2250 nucleotides long. RefSeq lists its product as uncharacterized. NCBI's taxonomy places the organism in Eukaryota, Metazoa, Arthropoda, Copepoda, Calanoida, Temoridae. The record is from RefSeq and is a predicted model, not a curated record. The coding region runs from base 18 to 1286 and encodes 422 amino acids. Gene Ontology annotation, molecular function: protein binding. The transcript has 10 exons.
AUCCUGUAAACCUUGAGAUGGAACUAGAAAAGGAAGAAUCUGGGAUCAGUUUUUGGCCUCGAAGGUUUAGUGAUCAUAACAACAAUAUUAACACUGACGAUGUUGUCAGCAAUUACAAGAAUAACGAGAAGAAGAUAAAACAAAACCUCGACUUGAAUCUUGAUCCACAAAACUGUUUCCAGGUUCGAGAGAUCCCGGGAAAAGGUUUGGGUUGUGUUGCUACACGCGGAAUAGAACCUGGAGAACUAGUAGUUCAAGACUAUCCAAUCCUAACCCUGGAGCACGAUUACAAGUUUAAGGAAUGGUUAGCCCAGGGUAAAUCUGUUCAGCAAAGGGAUCGUCUCCUCAUCUUACACGUGAUACUACCCCUUCUCCUCAUCCUUCCAAUAGUUUAUCUUCUUCCUCAAAUAGGAUUUUUAUUCUUACUUCUUUGGAGACAUAUACUAGAUCAUGUCAGGAACAUUAUUAGUUUGCUUGGAUUCGAGAAAAGCUGUGAAGAUCUUUAUCAAUCAUAUCUAAGUUUAGACUGGUCUGGAAGAGAGAAGAUCGAGCACCUUGCAACUGUAUUCCCUUCUCCUGGUUUAAAGGAAAGGAUAGUUGGUAUAUUCUGCACCAAUUCCUUUAUCAUUCAGGAAAAUGUUUCAGGAGUUUUCCCAAACCUUUCCAGAUUCAAUCAUUCUUGCAGGUCAAACUGUUCCUUUACUGGGGAAGAAGAAAAUGGAAUUUUCGUGAUCAGGGUUAAUUGUGUCCUAAGAGUUGAGAAGGACGAAGAGUUAACUCUCUGCUACUUGGAUACACUGGAGGAGGAAGCUCCGUGUCUAGCUCAAGAACGGAGAACUUAUUUAAACUGGGCUUACAGGUUUGAGUGUAAGUGUGAGGAAUGUAGUCUACCAUCCUACCUCAGGAAUAUUGAGGACCGGAGAAGGGUUCGGUUGAGCAAGUUGAGGAGGGAGUGGAGAACAUCCUGUAACCUGGAGAAGGAUUGGACCAAUAUUCAAGAACAGAUAAUGCUCCUGAUCAGAUUAAAGAGUUGUGGGAAAGUUGAACAUCUUGUCUCCACUCUAGAGCUAGCAUGGGAGACAUUAGCAGAGCUGAAUGGAGUACCCGGAGCAAGGUUCAAGGUCAAGGUGGCAGAGUUAGGAGUAGACUGGAGUAGAAUUCUGUAUUCUGACCAGCAUCCUGUAUCACAGGAGUGGCAGGGUAGAUACAAAGCUGUGAGAAAACCCGAUAUUGAUCAACUGCGAGAGAAAGGUGUUAAGAAGAAAACUUGUAAUAGAAAAAGAUAAGUUUUCUAACCUAAUAAUAGGAUAAUAUGGAGAGAUACUGUAUACACUAUUUAGUAUACAAUUUUACCUGGAUAAGUAGUUAUGCAGUUCAUUUAUUAAAGAGCCAAUGAAAAAAAAAUAUCAGAAUUUAACACUUUUCAAGAACGAACAGCGAUUUAUUUCUCACUGCAUGGAUAAUUGUGAAUUGGACAUGACACUCUAAAAAUGAAUGAUUUACUCGAAAUCACGUCUACAGUUCCUUUAAGAUGAAAGAAAUGUAAUAUUUUAUAUUCUUUUCUCGCAAAAAUUUAAUAUAACUGAGUGAUAAGAACUAAAACUUGGAAUUGAAAAAUUAUGUUUUAUGAUAAUAUUCAAUGAGUGUAAAAAUUUCCACGCACUGGGAUUAAAAGAAAACAAUUUAUUCAAGUAUUGUUUUCAUGGAGAGAAAGGCUCAGUAACAUUAUGUCUAGUUCUCGAAUGCCUAGUUCGUGAAUGCCUAGUUCACUAUGCCUAUAUUCAUGAAUGCCUAGUUCGUAAUGCCUAGAUAACAUUAUGCCUAGAUAACACCAUGCCUAGAUUCAUGGUUGCCUAUAUAACAUUAUGCCUAUAUUUCUGAGUGCCUAGAAAACAUUAUGCCUAGAUUUCAUAAUGCCUAGUCACCCAAUGCAUAUGCCUAGAUAACAUUAGACUGAAUUGAAUGCCUAAAGACAUUGUCAAGCAAUAAAUAAAUGAUACUGAUAUGUUUACAUGAUUUAUUACAUAUUUUAUUGGUCAAAUUUUUGCCUAUCAUGGGUCAAAGUAGAAAUAUUUUAUUUUAUUUUUAUUUUAUUUCGUGAACGUACACAAUUUGAAUAAUUUGUACAAUUAAACAGAAGAAAAAAGAACUAUAAGAGUAUAUAUCAAAAAUGAAUACAAAUACAAGAACAGAAUCAUACUGUAAUUAGGUCGUGCAUAUAAAAUUAAUAAUAUCGUCAAUCUCAGCUUG